Messenger RNA from Eucalyptus grandis, 877 nucleotides. Its product is annotated as mitogen-activated protein kinase kinase kinase 1-like. The transcript is spliced from 7 exons. The record is from RefSeq and is a predicted model, not a curated record. NCBI's taxonomy places the organism in Eukaryota, Viridiplantae, Streptophyta, Magnoliopsida, Myrtales, Myrtaceae. Gene Ontology annotation, molecular function: protein kinase activity; ATP binding. Bases 16 to 819 code for a protein of 267 amino acids. Gene Ontology annotation, biological process: protein phosphorylation.
UUUUAUUUCUCUCUCAUGCUUCUUUAUUUCCACAGUGAUGGAUUCUUUUUUGCUGUAAAGGAGGUUUCUUUGGUAGAUCCAGGAAGCCAAGGCAAGGAGAAAUUGCUGCAGCUUCAGCAGGAAAUUUCUCUUUUAAGUCAGUUUGACCACAAGAAUAUAGUUCGAUAUCUCGGAUCAGAUAAGGAUGAUAAUAAGCUUUACGUAUUCCUUGAGCUCAUGACUAAAGGUUCACUUAAAACCCUUUAUCAGAAAUAUGAGUUGAGAGAUUCCCAAGUCUCCGAAUUCACUAGGCAAAUUUUAAAUGGUUUAAAGUAUCUUCAUGACCAGAAAGUGGUACACAGGGAUAUUAAAUGUGCUAACAUAUUGGUUGAUGCAAGUGGAUCUGUGAAGCUUGCAGACUUCGGACUGGCAAAGGCCACCAAAGUGAAUGCUGCUAAAACCUCCAUAGGAAGUGCUUUUUGGAUGGCACCUGAGGUCGUCAAUCCAAAGAAAAGAAGCUAUGGGUCGGCAGCUGAUAUUUGGAGCCUAGGGUGCACUGUUUUAGAGAUGUUAACACGCCAGCCACCAUAUUCUGGCUUUGAACCGGUGCAAGCAUUGUUCAGAAUUGGCAAGGGUGAACCUCCUCCAAUUCCCGAUUCUUUAUCAAAAAACGCUCGGGACUUCAUCCUCAGAUGCUUGCAAGUAAACCCGAAUAAUCGGCCUUCUGCAGCGCAGUUGCUAUACCAUCCCUUUGUGAAGAAGCUAUCUACUUCUCCUAGUUUUGAUUUCAACUCAUUUGGGCAACAUUUGGUCAUUAAUUUUUUGCGGGGUCAUCCCUAACGGUCCAUUGCUUUAAAGGUAACUCACAGAUUUCAUUUGUUAUUUUCUUGUUGCAUUG